AUGGCAUUCCUUCUCCCCGAACUCCUGGCGUCGGCCGCCGACAUCACGCUUCCCAACCUCCUGGAGGCGCAGGACAGGCUCGAGGCCGAGGCACGCGAGGUCCUUCCCUACUCAUUUGACGAGUGCACCUUCUCCAAGGGCGCGAUCCGGCAGUCGGUAUGGUCAUGUGUGGACUGCGGCGAGAAAGGCGUGUGCUACGGCUGCUCAAUCUCCUGCCACUCCGAACAUCGCCUUGUUGAGCUCUGGACCAAGCGGGGUUUCACAUGCGACUGCCCGACGUCUGCCAUGUGCGCACCUUCCUCAAGCACCAGCAAGAGGAAGUGCCACCUCUUCCCGGCGGACCAGCAGCCGCAACCACCGAAUGAGAGCAACACGGGCAGGUACACGCACAACUUCCACGGCGAGUUCUGCCGCUGUGGUCGCGAUUAUGACCCGGAGACGGAGGCCGAGGCGAUGAUUCAUUGUCUUGGAUGUGAAACGGAGGCCGAGGCGAUGAUUCAUUGUCUUGGAUGUGAAGACUGGUUCCACGAAUCAUGUCUCAACCUCGCCCCGCGCAAGCCGGAAUGGGCCGAGCCGCUUGACGAAGACGAGGAGGAGAGCGACUCCCUCCUCCCGUCGGACAGCUACGACGGACUGUUGUGUGCUGCAUGUGCGGCGCAUCCGUUCGUCAACGCGCGGAAGGGAAAGGAAGGGUGGAUGGUAAUCGGGCCGCAGGGUGAGGGGUGGGUCGUGGAGGGCCGGAAUGCGGAAGACCCGAAGAAAGAUGGGAAGGCUGAGGAGGUGAAGGUCGAGGAUGAAGCCAAAGCGGACGCGGAGGCGCCAGCAAGUCUCAAGCGCAAGUCUGCAGACGACGGACUCGUUGCGAAGCGUGCGCGGGUUGACGACAUGAACCCGCUUCUGGUGGUGGCCGAGACCAUCACUGCUGAGCUACCCUCUGAGCCCUCGAAGUCUGUCGCCAAGCCUACAGACGGAUCCACUGCCACCGAACUCCCUGCCACUCGGCUCCGGACGUCGGCUGGCGACGUCUUCCUUGCCCAUGGUAUCCGCGAACGCCUCAGAGCCACACUCUCGGAUGCCGAGGCCACAGUACUUCCGUUCCCCCUCGUAGAUGAGGAGAUCUACGAGCCGCCAGCCGACUGCCCGCCGGAGACGCUCGAGGAGGUCACGCAGCGCGUUGUUGGUGGCUUACCGCGUGUCCAGGCGAUCGAGGCGUUGCAUGGGUAUGAGGCUAUGCGGGACAAACUCAAGGUCAUGCUUGCUGGUCACGUUGCGAGCGGGGAGGUGGUGAGCCGUGACGACAUUGAGAGCUUCUUCGAGAACCUGCGCGCUGGCCGCGCCAAGUAG
Messenger RNA from Cutaneotrichosporon cavernicola, 1344 nucleotides. RefSeq lists its product as uncharacterized. Gene Ontology annotation, molecular function: zinc ion binding; ubiquitin protein ligase activity. The transcript has 7 exons. NCBI's taxonomy places the organism in Eukaryota, Fungi, Basidiomycota, Tremellomycetes, Trichosporonales, Trichosporonaceae. The record is from RefSeq and is a predicted model, not a curated record. The coding region runs from base 1 to 1344 and encodes 447 amino acids. Gene Ontology annotation, cellular component: cytoplasm.